AUGAUGUGGCGUCUCGUUUUUCUGGUAAUACUUUUCACGAGAUUGGAAGUUAAUGUAAGUUGAAUAGGGAAAUUUAGACGGUAAGGAAUGUUUUGCUUUGUCUCCGACUUUAGGCAUCAUAAAGACAAAUAUUUAAUUUCAGGCUAGACUUCAAAUCGGUCCGUAUUUGGAGCCAACGGUUAGGCCGAGUUUCGGAAGUAAUUUUGUGUGGGCGAAGGUGGACAACUUCGACCCGGAUAAUAACCAGACAUGGAAACAGGUAGGAAAAGUCAAUCCGAAAGAGUUAAAUUAGCAUAGCUUCUAAUUUCAGUAUUACUACGAAAGAUCCCGCAGCGAUUCCAAUGUAAACAUUUUGUAUAUUGGAGGAGAAGGCCCAAACAGCCUUCAAAAACUUGACGCCGCUGUUUCCCCCUCGUAUCCAGGACUUGUGGAGGAUCUACGGCAAGCAUUCGGUGCAGCUGUUUACACCCUCGAACAUCGAUAUUAUCAGUCAAGCUACCCUGUUAAGUGAGCAAAGUUUUCAAAGUUUUGAACCUGGCAAACCCAUGUGAUUUUUUAUUUAUUUAACAGGGGAAGUAAUCCAAGUGCGACGCUCAGAUUUUGAUGAAACUUGGCACGAAUAUAGAGUAAUUUUUUCUAAGAUAUAUGCGAGAAUCCUAGCUCGCGCUUUGCAGAAACAACCGAGAUUUUUAAAUCGAAAGUCGGCCAAAAUUUAAGACUUUUUGCCGAAUUUUAGUACGAAAAGUUUCAUGCCUAUUUCAAUCGUAAAGGGUAAUGUUUCUACAAAAAAAUAAAAUUUUUCCGCACGAAACUGCCAAAGCUAUGGCCAAAAAGCGCUUUUCUCUCCGACCGCUCUCCACGUUUAGCGUGCUCUCUCGGCGGCAAAGAUCGUUCGAUAUCUCGGCGGCGCCCGCAAAGGGCGAGCUAAAACUUUCAGGAAUUGAUAUUUAAUCCAUACCCGACGUGUGUGCAAAAUUUAAAGAAAAUCUGAGCGUGGCACUUGGAAGACUUGGAAGACUUCCCCUGUAAAUUGAAUUUUUUUCUGCAGACAUCCAAGAACUGCUGAAGAUUUCAAAUAUCUCUCCAGUCAACAAGCUCUCGCUGACAUUGAGAACUUUAUUAAAGCCAUGAACAAAGGAAGAAGAAACCAGAAAUGGAUUACAAUCGGAGGAUCUUAUGCAGGUUCGACCUUUUGGCAUCUUCGCAAUUCUUUUUCCAGGCAUGCUGGCAAUUUGGCAUCGUCAGUUGUACCCUCAAUCGACUGUGGGGACCAUUGGAUCUUCAGGUCCGGUUCAUGCCGUGGCAAACUUUACCAGUAAGUCCAACUUUUUUUUUGCACAAAUUUUGAAGAAACUGGAUGCAAGUUUAGAUGAUGACGUAUGUACAUAUACCUUCAUAACCGUAAAAAAUUAUAAUAAAAAAUCGGAAAAAAUUUUUGGUUCUCCCUAAUAACAUUUUCCCUAAACUUGCAGGCUUCUUUAUGGUUGCCCAAAUCGGCUACAAACAACAAUAUCCCAAGUGUUACGAAUGGCUGAAGAAAGCGUUCGCCGAGUUCAAAGUGCUCUUGGAGAAUAAGGACGACAAGUUGAAGAAGCUUUAUCCGGUGUUAGCAGAACGCUACGACAUCGAAAAAGAGGAAGAUGCGCAUUACUUUGCCUACCACGUCGUUUCUGAUGCCUAUACUCAAAUUCAAUUUCGCAUCUGGGGAAUUGUAGGUUGAAAACGGCGAAAUGGAUGUUUCUAAUGUAUAAUCACACUUGCCAUACCACUUUUAGUGCGGCCACUAUAGCCCGACGCCCAAUGAAACCCCGGUCCAAACAUUGGCCCGGUUGUUCGGCCACACUGCUGAUGAUAUUGAAAGCGUUUAUUGGAGGUCAUGGAUGUGGCAAGUCUGCAAUGAAUUCGGUUUCUUUUACUCUCCGGACGACGCGAAUUGCCUUGCCAAUGGAAUUUAUGACAUCAAGAAGGUCUAUGGAGUGUAAGGAUCCUUAAAAAAAUCGCAGUUUGAAUGAUUUUCAGUCAAUGCAAACGAUUCUUUGGGCCUAAAUUCACUUACGAGUACAUGGAGAAGCAGAUUCAGAAGACCCUCGAUUUCUAUCAAAUGGACAAGCCCUAUCCCGCCACAAAUGCCAUCAUCACCAACUCCGUCUAUGAUCCUUGGAGCGGGCAGGGUUUGAAGAAAGCAACCAGUGAUACGGUCAAGUUCUUCUGGAUCCGAAACGGAACCCAUUGCCAUGAUUUGUAUAGCGGAAGCAAUCCGGAUGUAUACGAGUCUAGGAAGGUCAUAAAACAAGAAGUUGCCCGAUGGAUCAGAGAGUCAAGAAAUUAA
Messenger RNA from Bursaphelenchus xylophilus (pine wood nematode), 2329 nucleotides. The record is from the annotation of a GenBank genome assembly. Lineage: Eukaryota; Metazoa; Nematoda; Chromadorea; Rhabditida; Aphelenchoididae.